CUCGCCCGCCGAUGCUUGUCCGCGCUAUUUGGCUCCGAAGCGAGGUCGAGGUCGUUUUGAUCCGGGGCGUGAGGGCACGGGAUUGCGAUUAUCUCUCGGUUCAAGUGAUCAACGGCGUGACGGCAGAGGGGUGCCUGCCUCUCAUGACCGUCUGAUAGCGAGCAGCGAGAACAGAGUCGAAUGGAUGGCUCGAGGACGGAUAACAGAUAUCAGCAAUUUGCUUGUCCGGCAGAUAUGGAUAUAAGACUAAGCGAGCAAGCAAGUGAUAAUGGGCUGCUGCACUUGCCUUGUGGUCCAUCUUCAACCUAGACCUCGCUCGAUCCUCAAUACAUUGCUAGUAUAAUCAAUCGACGCCUAGUUCAACAUGGGUUCAGGCAAAGAAAAGGUCGCAGAAGAAGGGAUUUCUGAGAGGGUCGUCAGUCCGACAAGCCAUGCCGUCGAAGCCGAUUCCCGUCUCAAGGAAAUGGGUUACAAGCAGGAGCUCAAGCGAUCGCUCGGGAUGUUAUCUGUGCUGGGUCUGGCCUUUGCAAUCAUGGCACCGUUGCUGGGCCUCAACACUGCUUUGAAUAUUGCCUUGACCAAUGGUGGACCCGUCACUAUCAUCUGGGGUUGGGUGCUGGUGUCUUUGGUCAGCUUAGCAAUCGCUGCAAGUCUGGCUGAGAUUUGUAGCGUCUUCCCGACUUCUGGCGGUGUAUAUUACUGGUCGGCCAUGCUUUCGACCCCGAAGUAUAGCGCGCUGGCGUCCUAUGUCAAUGGAUGGCUCUCGCUGGCCGGAAACUAUACGGUCACCGCAUCAAUUACAUUCUCAGGGGCACAGCUCAUUCUUGCGGCCAUCACCCUCUGGGACGAGUCAUACGUCCCUACUGCCUGGCAGACGGUUCUGACGUAUUGGCUUUGCCUUAUCUUCUCCUUGUCGAUCAACGUCUUCUUCAACUCGCAUUUGGAUAAGCUCAACAAAGUCUGCUUGUGGUGGACUGGCGCCUCUGUCAUCAUCAUCAUUGUGACUCUGCUUGUCAAAGCACCAAGGCGGAAUUCGGCAGCCUAUGCUUUCGGAGAGUUCGAUGCUUCUGCAUCAGGUUAUACCCCAGGUUGGAGUUUUUUCGUGGGUCUGUUACAAGCGGCAUACACCUUGACAGGAUACGGUAAGCCCUUGGUGUCACUCUCUCUCCGCAUGGUCGCUGCCCUAUGCGAAGAGGUCCAUGCUCCCGAACGAGCAGUCCCGAAGGCCAUGGUUUUGAGCGUAGCCGCGGCUUUCGUCACUGGUGUCGUCUACUUGGUUCCUCUCAACUUUGUCCUGACCAACAUCAGUGACCUACUCGCUGUACCAUCGUUGCAGCCCAUGCCGCUUUUGUUCAAACUCGUAGUUGGCAGUGCAGGAGGCGCCUUUGGCUUGCUCUUUCUCAUCCUCGGAAUCUGGGCCUUUGCCGCUGUCGGUUCGCUUACGGCAGCUUCAAGAUGCACCUGGUCUUUCUCGCGAGAUGGAGGCAUCCCUGCAUCUGGCGUGUGGAAGAAGGUCGACAAGCGCUUCGGACUGCCUUUGAACGCCUUGAUUCUGUCUGCCGUUGUAGACGCUCUCCUCGGGUGUAUCUAUUUCGGAAGUUCCGCUGCGUUCAACGCUUUCACAGGAGUCGCGACCAUCUGUUUGGGAGCUUCCUACAUGUUCCCAGUCAUGUGCAGCGUUCUGCGUCGAAGAGAAUUGGUUAAGAACGCGCCAUUCUCGCUGGGCAGAUUCGGUUACGCCAUUAAUAUCCUGACCAUCUGCUGGGUGUCAUUCUCUAUCGUGCUCUUCUGCAUGCCCACCGCUAUCCCCGUCACACCCUCUUCCAUGAAUUACGCCUCAGUAGUAUUCGCUGGCUUUACGCUCAUAGCACUGCUCUGGUACGUCUUCAGCGCACGGAAACAUUACACUGGUCCCGCCAUCUCGAGUGUCAAGACAAAAGACGGCGUGAUUCAGGUCACCGAACAGUACAAUAGCGGUGACGAGCCAAUGUCGGACGAUUCGCCAAGUGCCGUCGAAGGGGUCCACCCGAUUCGCGCUUGA
Filobasidium floriforme is the source of this 2041-nucleotide messenger RNA. Its product is annotated as amino acid/polyamine transporter I. Gene Ontology annotation, cellular component: membrane. NCBI's taxonomy places the organism in Eukaryota, Fungi, Basidiomycota, Tremellomycetes, Filobasidiales, Filobasidiaceae. Bases 365 to 2041 code for a protein of 558 amino acids. Gene Ontology annotation, molecular function: transmembrane transporter activity. The transcript is spliced from 15 exons. Gene Ontology annotation, biological process: transmembrane transport; amino acid transport. The record is from RefSeq and is a predicted model, not a curated record.